Messenger RNA from Microplitis mediator, 1382 nucleotides. RefSeq names its product kelch domain-containing protein 10 homolog. Gene Ontology annotation, biological process: positive regulation of stress-activated MAPK cascade. The record is from RefSeq and is a predicted model, not a curated record. The transcript has 2 exons. Bases 99 to 1136 code for a protein of 345 amino acids. Gene Ontology annotation, molecular function: protein binding. Lineage: Eukaryota; Metazoa; Arthropoda; Insecta; Hymenoptera; Braconidae.
UACAUCUGCGCAUGCGCGAAUUUUUUUUUUUCAAAGAAAGUGAGCAAAAAGUAACCAGUGAUUUAUAUUUAUAAAGUAAAAUUCAUUUAAUAAUAAAUAUGUACAAAUUCAAAACAUUUUCUUUGAUAAAACGCGACUCUCUUCGUUACCCAGUAGUGAGUAAUGGAAUAUUAUUUAUAACCAGUGACAAUAGUAAUAUAUAUACUUAUGAUGGAAAAUGUCCUGGAAUUUGGUCGUACAAUUUAUCAUUGAACCAGUGGAAUAUAUUAAUGAGAUUGAAUAAUUAUUUGCGACCAUGGAGUGAAGAUGACAUAAUUGGAAUCGUCAAAGAAAACAAUCUCAUCAAAAUAUUCAGUAUCAAUGACACUUCCGGUGAGGCUAAAACUCGUUUGCAUAUUUGUAAUUUAACGACCAAGAAAGUCGACGUGCAGAAUUUAAAUGGUUUCAUUCCACGCACAGUUUUUGUCUCGCGUAAAAAUAUUAUUUAUUAUGACAAUUGUUAUUACACUGCGGUAUGCGUCACUCCAGAUGACAACGGCUACGCAGAAACAGAUAUCUAUCGAUUAAAUAUCGAUUCUUUCACAUGGGAAUGCGUCUACAAGUCAAGUGGAUUGGACCCUCAUCAGCCACUGGUUGAGUCCGCGAUCGCAUUAAUUUAUAACGAAAAAAAAAUAUAUUUUUUUCACAGCCUCACUAUGUACAAGCUCGUGUCCACAUUCGACUUGGAUACUUAUCACUGGGAUACACUGCAGACAAUUGGUGAUGAUCGUAAUCACGGAGGACCAUUUCAUCCACCCUGGAGAUCUUCCUUCAGUAUGACAGAGUAUGUUGACCCGGACAGCAAUGACACGUGUCUGCUGGUAUCAGGGGGCGAGGAUCUCAUGACUUUCAAUGCAGAUACUGAUAUCUGGAAGUUAAAUUUGUCGACGUUGACUUGGAGAUGUCUUGGUAAUUUUGGAAACCUGUCAUAUCAGUGCUUCCUUCGUCGCUGGGCCUGCGUUACUCCGAACGGCAGACUGCUCACUUGUGAUGAGAGUUCUGACAACCGGAUAAAUAGAUUUACGCUUCUUGGACAAGAAUCCCGAAGCUUGUUGACAUUUGCUGGGAUGCUGUGCUCCAUUAUUACCCAGACUUGAUCACCGAGACUAAGGAUGAGGUUCAAAUUAAAUAUGGGGUUCCUUGGAACUUCAUACAGUCGCGGAUAAAUUAAAUUAUUUGGCUCAUUGAUUCGUCAUCAACAAAUGUCAGAUAUUUGUGACUGUUCCAAGAGCUGGAUAGUCUUCUCUAUUAUCAAUCCGUAUGUUGAUAUUUAUUUUUUAAAUUAUAAUUAAUAAUAAAAAAAACUCUGUAUUGAGAAAUUUGAAUUUUCGCGGGUAUAAAAC